AUGGUUUAUCAAUCCUUUUGCAAUGUUUGUUUUCAUAAAAAAAAACCCCAAAUCUCCUCUGGAAACCUUAGAAACGACGACGGCACAAACGAAACCGGAGCUGUCUUCCGCCUCGAAACCGGCGAGCCUCUUCCUAUACGCGAUCAAGACAUCGCCGAUACCCACCGGAUCGAGAUCGGAGAGCUGAAUCGAUUGAAGAGGGGAUUCGAUCACCACGUCAUGGAAUCCGAAUCCGGCUAUAGUCCGACUUCUACACGUCUCCGGUUGCUUCGAUUGGGUCUUGAGACAUCGUCUCCGUGA
Molecule: messenger RNA, 300 nt
Organism: Microthlaspi erraticum
Lineage: Eukaryota; Viridiplantae; Streptophyta; Magnoliopsida; Brassicales; Brassicaceae
Source: the annotation of a GenBank genome assembly